UUCCUUAAAUAUUCUUCUUUGCGUGAAGGAGAAAGAGAGGAUGAGACGAUAGGAAGAGUGAUUAGCGAAGUGCUGUGGUGAUGGAAGAGCAAGUGGAAGUGGUGAGCAAGGCAUUUGUAGAACACUACUACAGCCUCUUCGACAAUGACCGGAGCAGCCUCUCCUCGCUCUACCACCCGACUUCGAUGCUCACAUUCGAAGGGCAGAAGAUCGUUGGGGUAGAUGAGAUCUCUGCAAAGCUUAGGGACCUCCCAUUUGAUAAAUGCCAGCACCAUAUCAGCACCGUCGACUCCCAGCCCUCCUCCUCGGCCGGCAUUGUUGUGUUCGUGAGCGGCUCCUUGCAGUUACCAGAGGAGGAACACCACCUCCGAUUCAGCCAGAUGUUUCACUUGGUUCCAUCACCGGCGGGAAGCUUCUUCGUGCAGAAUGACAUUUUCCGCCUGAACUAUGGGUGAUAACUGUAUUAUAUUUCCAGAAUUUGUCGCGGUGGCUCUGAAGGAGACCACUUCGAUCAUUUCUGCAUAUUGGAUCUAUCAUCAUCUGUCAACAUAAGUCUUCAAAUCUUAUCUUUCGUUCGACCCUCAUAGCUGUUCCAGGAGCAAGCGCAAUCGAUGUAUUUGAUGUUAUCCACUUCUAGGCUGAAUGAAGUCUAUUGUUCAUCAA
Messenger RNA from Punica granatum (pomegranate), 663 nucleotides. Lineage: Eukaryota; Viridiplantae; Streptophyta; Magnoliopsida; Myrtales; Lythraceae. The record is from RefSeq and is a predicted model, not a curated record.